AUGGGGAUGGAGCCCGAAAUGGACGAUGAAUCCUGCUAUGCCAUCCUGGGCGUGGACCCCUCUGCCAGCACCUCGCAGAUCCGCCAGGCCUACCGGAAGCUGGCGCUGGCGAAGCACCCGGACCGCGGCGGUGACCCGGAGGACUUCGCGCGGGUCAGCAAGGCCUACGAGGUGCUGAGCGACUCGAAGGCCCGGGCGAAGUACGACGCCACGGGGCGCACGUCGAAGCUCAGCGCGGAGGAGGAAUUCAUCGAGGCCUUCCGGAGUUCCGCGGCUGCCCACGAAGAGAAGCCGGUUCGGCGCGAGGAACCUCCUCCGCCCGUCUUCCGCGAGGCGCGGGAGGAGGCGCCGCCCAAGCGCUUUGCAUGGGAGCGGAGCGAACGACAAGAGGUCCGGCCAGGGCAGAGGCGGAGCGGCGGGGUGCACAGCUUCUCUGCGAACGUGGGGACGCCGGGCGCGGCGGCGAGGCCCGCGCCGCUGGCCUUCAUGCGGCCGGCGGAGCAUCUGAGGGCUGACAUGGCGUCCAUUGAGAUUUGUGGAAGUUGGAACUUCUGGCGGCCGCAGCCGAUGAUCAUGGAGGUCCAGCGACGCUGCCACAAGUUUCAAAUCCAGCUGAACAGUAGCGCGGCAGAGAGCUUUCAGCUGUUUGUCGCUGGCGAUGGCCCGGGACGGUGUUUGCAUCCGGACCGCCCGAACGCCGUGGCACAGGAGUUCCACCGCUUAGAAGGCCCGGACGACAAUGAGAAGGGCUACGGCUGGAGCAUCGGAAAGCAUCCGGAGGACCACGCCUGCGCGGGCGCCCGCUACGAGGUGAUGCUGAUCUUCGCGGCGAAUGGCCGGCCAGAUCGGCUCGAGUGGGUGCGCUUGAAUCCCAAGGCGACGAGUGCCCCAGCCACCGCUGCGCCCAAAAAGCGUCCACAGCCCUAUGGGGGGCUGACGAUGGCCGGCUUUCUGCAGGCGGCCAAGCCCGACUGGUCGCAGAAGGACAUCACCUCGGUGCUGGAGCGCCUGGGGAAGAUCACCGUCACCGACCUGAACAGCCUGCUGCGCGCGCUGCAGUCCGAGGGCUCGGCGGGCAUCAACGCCAGGUUCAAAAGCGUCUCCGAAAAGAGCUUCACCGACACCACCCUCAAGGCGCUGAAAUCGCACGCGGUGAAGGUGCACAGCGCGGAACAGGAGCGGCUGAAGCCAAAGCCCGCGCCGGCCGGACCCACCGACCGUGGCGCCAGCGCCGCGAACGCGCCGGUGCCCAUGCAGGAGUACAAGGUGAUCCACGACUUCGUGUACUUGCGCCAGGAGCCCUCGUUGCAUGCGCCCAUCUUGGGCAAAAGACCCAAGGGGGAGACCUUCUUGGCCUCCGAGGAGACCUGGGAUGGCUGGGUGAAGCCGCAUGGGCAGCCAGGCUAUGUGGUGAAAGACAUGGGCGGCUUGCAAGGCAUCGGGAAGGUCUUGUCCAUGGUGGGCAAGGCGCUGCCGGUGGUCCUUUCAGAGCCCCAGGGCACCAACGAGCCACUGCACUUCGAGGUGGUCUAUAGCCCCUUCGUGGCCGUGCGCACCGGCCCGUCCAAGUCACGUCCCAUCCAGGGCACGCGCAAGUGCGGGGAGCGCGUCAAGGCAGUGGCGCAGGGCUAUGGUGGCUGGGUGCGGGUGGCGCCUGAAGAGGGUGGCGGAUGGAUGUUGACAGCGGAUGAGGAACUCGGUCAGCUCUUGGUCUGCAGGACGAUCGAGGAGCGUUGGCAGCAGGUGGCCGCGCUGCGGAGCGCCAUCGACCGGCGCGAGGCGGCGGUGUUGGCGGAGGCGCUCACCGUGGCGCGGAGGUCCGGCGUUCGCGGCCCAGACAUCUCGGAAGCCGAGCGGCUGCUGCGCGAGCUCCGACAGCGCGAGGCGCAACGGAAGGAGCUGCUGCAGCGCGCUGCGGCGGCGCAGGCGGAAGGCCGCGAGGAGAAGCUCCGGCGCUGCGUGGAGGAGGCGCAGCACGAGGACUUCGCGCAGGAGCAACAGGCCAUGUCCGAGGCGCUCUCCCGCUUGGUGACGACGAAGCAAGAGGCAGAGCGAGAACACGAGCAGCUGCUGGAGGCCCUGGCGGUGGCGGCGCGCGGAGGGCAAGUGGCUGAAAUCAAGGCUGCGCGGAACGCCGCCAAGGCGGGGGGCGUCCCCAUGAAGGAGAUCGCACGGGUCUUUGCGCUGCACAACGGCUCGGCCGGGUGA
This is a messenger RNA of Durusdinium trenchii, 2208 nucleotides long. The record is from the annotation of a GenBank genome assembly. NCBI's taxonomy places the organism in Eukaryota, Dinophyceae, Suessiales, Symbiodiniaceae.